CACAAGCAGUUUCCAUCCUUUCCUUAUCCAGAGUCCCUCUAAGGCUAGUAAGAACUACCAGCCCCAGGAAAGGGCAGAGGGUGAGGAGAGAAAAGGCAGGAUAGAGAGAAUCUCCUGGGAGAUGCAAAACAAGCUCCCUGGAUUGCCAGGACUAGUGGUGACACGCGCCAGACAAAGGACCUGCUACUCUAUAAAUGAGGCAGCCAGGACCCGCGCUAGGCUGACUCCAGCGACAACAGGCUCUGCGGCCAGGAUCUGUGAGAACCACCAGGAAAGAAAAAUAGGAAGUGUCCGAUCUUGCUGUCUGUUUGCCUGGUGACCAGGUCUCAAGAGGCACAAGCACCUGUGACCAGAAAAGACAUUAAGAAUGACAAGAAAGAUCUUCACCAACACCAGGGAGCGAUGGAGGCAGCAAAAUGUCAACAGUGCCUUUGCCAAGUUGAGGAAGCUCAUUCCCACCCACCCGCCAGACAAAAAACUGAGCAAGAAUGACACACUCCGGUUAGCUAUGAGAUACAUCAACUUCCUUGUCAAAGUUCUGGGAGAGCCAGGCCUGCAACAGACAGCAGUGGCAGCACGGGGCAGCAUCCUGGGCUUCUUCCAGCAAGCCCCACACUUGCAAAACGCGGAGGAGCUGACACUGAUUGAAAACUGUGGUGUCUCCUCUCCUGCCACGAGCAGCAAUAGAGCAGGGUGUUGGUCAGAGACGCCAUCUCUCUAGCAGACAAUGAGAUGUGCAGUCUUUAUAUUAGUCUGAUAGUCCCCCUCUUUUUGCAGAAUCUGUGUGUUGCUCCUCUAUGGAUUGUGAUUAUUUAUUUAUAUUUAUUACUGGCUUAUUUGGUAUACAUUUUUAUUUAAUAGGAAAGGAAAACCUUGGUCAGCCAACAACUUGGAGGACCAGACAGACAACUUGCAGCCCCUGGCAAUUUGGAAGGACUCACUGAAGCAGAGACCAAGACAGAAGGGCUUUGUGCCCUGAUCAAAUCCAUAAAUCAGACCAUAGAAAUUCAUCUGGUGUUUCUGGGAGGGAAAGAGAUUAUUCUAUUCUGCCAUGCUAUUUCAAGAAAACACUAAUGAGUUCACGAAUUACAACUGCAUUGCAAAAUUUGUCCAGGACAGACAUCUGGCUUAGGUAGUGCAAAAUUUUGAGAGGUGUGAUACUUGCCACAAUCCUCCACCAGUGAUUCUAGGGGAUAAUUGCACUCACUCUUGAGCCUGUGAAUCUUUUUUCCGGUUUCAUUCUUCUUUUUUGUAAAUGUAAGUCCUAGCCCUUAAGCCUGGCUACAUCUUCCUCUAUUAGACUGGUAUGAUCCCUAGUGCCAGAGCAACAUGCUAUUAAACUAAAUUAAAAGCAGAAUUAAAAAGCAAAAAUAAAAUUUUUGUUUUAAAUAAGACGACAAAGUCAUAGAUGAGUUCCAGUGGGCUCAAUAGGCAGAGUAAACCUCCUCCAUAUCAGUGACAAUGUGCAUGUGAAGGAAGCUGGUCAGCUCCACUCCAGCUGCCUUAAAAGCCCAUCAAACAGUUUGAUGGCUAAAUGUCUUUGAU
Molecule: messenger RNA, 1545 nt
Organism: Strigops habroptila (Kakapo)
Lineage: Eukaryota; Metazoa; Chordata; Aves; Psittaciformes; Psittacidae
Gene: TAL2
Product: TAL bHLH transcription factor 2
Exons: 2
Coding region: 368-721 (117 amino acids)
Biological process (GO): regulation of transcription by RNA polymerase II
Molecular function (GO): RNA polymerase II cis-regulatory region sequence-specific DNA binding; protein dimerization activity; DNA-binding transcription factor activity, RNA polymerase II-specific
Source: RefSeq, a predicted model, not a curated record